Nerophis lumbriciformis (worm pipefish) is the source of this 1049-nucleotide messenger RNA. It is a transcript of the gene ube2l3a, whose product is annotated as ubiquitin-conjugating enzyme E2L 3a. NCBI's taxonomy places the organism in Eukaryota, Metazoa, Chordata, Actinopteri, Syngnathiformes, Syngnathidae. The record is from RefSeq and is a predicted model, not a curated record.
ACACUCGGGCGGCCAUCUUGAACAGACCUGUGGAUCACAGAAGGAAGUCAGCCCGCCUCUCGAACCUCCUCGCCGGCCACUGGAACCACCAGCAAGACCCCCCGCCGGCACUUGGGAGUCAAACAGCAUUUUUAAUAGCUAACGUGAGGGGGCGCUGACUCAACACGACGCAGAGUUCGUCGAAGAAGAGCACAGAACAACAACAACAAACUACUGUACACUGUCAAUAUGAUUUCAACCAGAAGACUAAGCAAGGAGCUUGAGGAAAUCCACAAUUCUGGAUUCAAACAGUUUCGCAACAUAGAAGUGGACGAUGCAAACAUUUUGAACUGGCAAGGACUCAUUGUUCCUGAAAGCCCCCCCUAUGACAAAGGAGCCUUCCGGGUGGAAAUCAUCUUCCCCACAGAGUACCCCUUCAAGCCCCCCAGGAUCACCUUCAAGACCAAAAUCUACCAUCCCAACGUGGACGAGAAGGGCGGCGUGUGUCUCGGCAUAAUCAGCAUCGAGAACUGGAAGCCUGCCACCAGGACCGCUCAAGUCAUCCAGUGUCUCAUCUCCCUGGUGAAUGUCCCGCAACCCGAACGUCCCCUGAGGGCGGACUUGGCCAACGAGUACACGGAAAACCGAGAUCUGUUCAUGAGGAACGCCGAGGAGUACACAAGGACACACGGUGAGACGCGACCCCUGGACUGACGUGCUCCUUGUUUCCUUUAAAGACCUUCUGGUGACUAGUCGGGCUGCGGCAAAAGACGAGCUGAAUGUGUCCUGAACUAUUUUAUGUAUGUAAGCACAAUUGUGUGCUGGUGUUUGUACGCUUUAACACCGUCUUAUUAUUAGAGUUGACAAUGUUCAAAACUGAUGAUUGAAUCUGGUUUGGGUUGUGGAACCAAAAGUGGUCCUGGGUCAUGUUUUAGGGCUGAUGAAUGCUUGAAAAUGUGCAGCUUUAUUCCCAUGCUCCCUUUCCAACAUGUUGAACUGUGAAUUGUAAAUAAUUGGGAUUUUGAUGUAACUUGUCAGCAUGUUCAAAAUAAACUACUUCUGAACUCUUU